AUGUCAUCCCCUGAAUUUAUAGAAGAACAAGAUAUAAAUGAAUAUGCAUUUGUAGAUCUUUGGGAUGAAUAUGAUAUUAGUUUAAUGGAAAGAUUUUGGAAGGAAUUGGUAAUUAGUUCAUUUCAUAAUAAUGAUAUCCAACCAUUAAAUGAAUGGACCAAAGCCUUGUCCAAAGAAGCUCAUGACAAUCCAGAUAUUCCAGAUUUACAUGUUUUACUUGCAUUUAAAGCUUCAGACUUUGCUGCCUUGUCACCAGUCAAUCAUUCAACUACAACGAUUCCACCAGCAGAUUCACCAACAUCAUCGCCAACAUCAUCGUCAUCAUCAUCGUCUUCAUCAUCGUCAUCAGAUACAUUUAGUACAUUUGAUAAACCAACUAAAAUGUCAAGUGGUAGUAUACCAUACCCAUCAAGUCAAAUAGCAGCAGCUGUUUUAUUUGAAUAUUAUAGUAAUAUCAAUUGUGGAUUAUUUCUUCAUAUGAUUAUUCACAAAAAGUAUCGUAAUAUGGGAUUGGAUCGAAUGUUGGUUAAAAAGGCAAUCGAGAUUCUCGAUCGUAAUGCACAUGGACACGGCCAUCUUGCAGGUUGUAAUGCCAUUUUUUUCGAAACCAAAUCAGCAGGUUUAGGGCCAUCGAUUGGAUCGUCUGCCCUUUCAACUACUGCUGGCGGCAAUGGCGGCGUCGGAGGCUCUAGCAUGCUUUCCGCGACGGGUGCAGAUAUUGAUCCCCGUCAACAACAUUCUAUUCUCUUUAAUAUUGGAUUUAGAAUGAUUGACUUUGACUAUACCAAACUACCUCUAAAGAGGCUUGGCAAGACAAACAACCUUUUGCUCACAGUCUACCUGUCUCCCCACAUUCCAUCCAUUCCCACCCUCGACGGUGAUAAAUUUUACCUACCAAGUGUAUUGUUGCGUAAUUUUAUCUAUGAUCUCUGGGAAACCUCAUUUCUAACUGAAAAACUCGAUAUGAAACCAGAUGAAGAUCCAGAAUACUCUCGUGUCCUAGAACAAGUAGAAUUGCGUGAAAAGAUUCCAUUAUUAGAUUUACCUUGGGGUGCUGGUAAACCUUGGACUCUUGUUGAUCUUUAUGAAGAUUAUGAUGAAGAAUUAUUAGAAAGAUGUUAUAGAGAAUUAAUGGUUCCAAGUGUAAAACAUUCAGAAAUUCAAUCACUUGGAAAUGUAUUAAGGGCAAUGUCACCAGAAGGAAAUGAUUCAACCUAUUUACCAGAUGUUCAUGUAUUGUUGGCAGUUAGAUGGCCAGAAGGUAAACAAUCUGGAGGAUCACAAAAUUCAACCAAUCCAGUGAUUGAUGGAUUGUGUGCAUUUGAAUAUUAUGCCGAACAAAACUGUGGUGUAUUGACCCAUUUGAUACUUCAAAAAAAGAACCGAGGUGUAGAGGGAUUGGAUCAAUUGUUGGUAGAGAGUACAGUUGAAAUAUUGGAUGCCAAUGCACGUGAACGUGGUAAUCUUGCAGGUUGUAAUGCCAUUUUUAUCAAUAUCAAGAAUCCAUCACCAACAGUGAGUCAAGAGAUUGUUGAUGUCUGUCAACAUCACAUUACAUUGCACAAGAUGGGUUUUAAAUUGUUGGAUUUUGAUUACUAUCAAGCUCCACUAGACCCAAACAUGUCUCCCAAAAAACUUUUAUUGGGUCUUUACAUUUCAGAGUUGAUCCCACUCGCAAAUGAUCGUCCAUUUAUCCCAUUUAAUCUAUUGCUUAGUUUUGUAGAAUUGCAAUGGGCCAAUGCUUUUGGUAAUGAUCAAAUUAAACAAUCACCAAAAACCUAUGCCGAAUAUCUUAGAAUGAUUGAACAAAUAGAAUUGCGUGAAAGAAUUCCAUUACUAGAUUUACCUUGGGAUCUUGGUAAACCUUGGACUCUUGUUGAUCUUUGGGAAGAUUAUGAUAAAGAAUUAUUGGAAAGAUUUUAUAAAGAAAUUAUGAUUCCAAAUUUUCCAAAUAAACAUGAAUUGGAACCAUUAGAAAAUUGGAGAAUAUCAUUUUCAAUGGAAUCAAGAGAAGAUCCAAAUAUAUCAGAUUUACAUAUAUUGUUGGCAUUGAGAUGGCCAUCAGAUUCAAGUAAUUCACAACCAAUUAUUGAAGGUGCUAUUAUAUUUGAAUACUUUUCUGCCAAUAAUUGUGGAUUGUUGACCUAUUUGAUUGUUCAAAAGACAUUCAAAGGUAAAGGAUUGGAUAGAGCAUUGGUAGAAAGUGCAUUGGAAAUUUUGGAUCAAAAUGCAAAGAGUCAAGGUUUCUUGCCAGGUUGUAAUGCAAUCUUUUUAGAAGUUUAUUCUGGUGAAAAGGUUACCAUCAAACAAGAUGUUGUAGAUCCUCGUAUGCGUCACUCAAUCUAUCAUCAAAUUGGAUUUAGAUUGAUAGAUUUUGAAUACAUUGCACCACCAUUGGCUUUGGGUUAUCCAAAGCUAAAACAUUUCCUAUUGACUGUCUAUUUGACAGAGCAUAUUCCAAAAAUGCCACUAGAAGAAGGAAAAUAUUAUCUGCCAAGUUCAGUACUUAAAAACUUUAUUACUGUACUUUGGAGAAAUGCAUUUGCCACUCGUAAAAUGAAAGAAUUUCCAACCAAAGAUCAAGAUUAUCAACGUAUUGUAGAACAAAUUGAAUACCGUGACAAGAUUCCAUUGCUCGAUUUGCCAUGGGGAGCAAGUAAACCAUGGACAUUGGUAGAUUUGUGGGAUGAUUAUGAUGAAGAACUGUUGAUUCGAUUCUAUGAAGAAUUGAUGGUACCAAACUUUCCCAUCAAAAACGAGUUGGAACCAUUGUCUAAUUUUUUGGCAGCACUAUCUGAAGAGAGAAGAUCAACCUAUAAUCCUCAUCUCUCUGAAUUGCAUGUACUUUUGGCAUUGCGUUGGCCAACCGAUUCAAGUGACCUUCAACCAACCAUUGGUGCAGGUAUUACUUUUGAAUAUUAUCCAUCUACCAAUUGUGGUUUACUCUCUUAUUUGGUGGUACAUAGAAUAUCUCGUGGUCAAGGUUUGGCUGGUAUCCUAGUAGAGAGAGCUGUUGUCUUGCUCGAUCGUCAUGCCAAGACUAGAGGACAAUUGGCAGGAUGUAAUGCAAUCUUUUUGGAGACCAAUUCUGCUGAAAAGGUUACAGUACAACAAGAUGUUAUGGAUCCUCGUAUGCGUCAUACAAUCUAUCACAAGAUGGGAUUUAGAAUGAUCAACUUUGAAUACAUUAUGCCACCUCUAUCACCAGAAUAUGACAAGUUGAAGGGUGUCCUUUUACUCACUGCCUAUUUGACACCACAUAUCCCAUACAUUGACUAUAACAAUACUCGUCAAUAUUAUCUACCAAACGUAUUGCUUAAAAACUUUAUCACUGCUCAAUGGGAAAAUGCCUAUAGAAAUGGUCGUCUCUCUACUGUACCACUUCAAGAUGUAGAUUUCACCCUAUCACUCGAACAAUUAAAGAUUCGUGAAAAGAUUCCAUUGCACGAUCUGCCAUGGGGUGAUGGAAAGGAUUGGACCAUUGUAGAUCUUUGGGAAGAUUAUGAUGAAGAUUUAUUGGAUGCCUUUUACAACAAGUAUAUGAUUACUCAAUUUGGAACGUCUGACGAACUCGAACCAAUCGAAAAUUGGCACAAGGCAAUGUCACCAGAAGGUCGUGAUGAUCCAAACAUUUGUGAUUUACAUGUCCUCUUGGUAUUGGGAUUGCCAGGUGAACAUAAAGGUAAAGGACACAAAUAUAUUAUUGGUGGUUUGGUAUUUGAAUACUAUCCAGAGACUAAUUGUGCCCUCGUUACUUAUUUGGUUGUCAAUCAAAAGUGGUCUGGCAAGGGUAUUGGUACCGAUCUCAUUCUUCGUACCAUCAACAUUUUGGAUCAAAACGCCAAACAAAAAGGUCAUAUUGCAGGUUGCAAUGCAAUCUUUUUAGAAGUCAUGUUUUCAGAUCAAUUUGAUAUUACCGGUGCUCCCGAUAGUUCACUCAGUCACGUUUUCCUUUUCAACAAGGGCUUCCGUCUAUUGGAUUUUGAAUACUACCAACCUCCAACUUCUCUUAAAAAUCCAAAAUCAAAUAAUGUUUGUCUUACCGUCCUACUCACUCCUCGUAUCCCAAAAAGAGGAGAAGGCAGCGAAAUUCAACCAUUUGUUCCAACAUCACUACUUCGUUCUUUUAUCACCACCCUCUGGGAGGAUGAAUGUGGUCUCAUUGGUUACAAUUUUGACGACGAUCCUUGUUAUCUCCGUAUGAUGGAUCAAUUGGAUCGCAAUGAUUUCUUUCAUUGUCUCGAUCUACCAUGGCUCAAAUCUCGUAUUCGUCAUGACCCUUUGGCUGCCAAAAUCAAUCAAUCCUCUAUCUAUCGUCCAAAUAUUAGUGUCUCUGGUGAAAUCUCUUCUCCUAUUUUAAAUCCUCAAUCUUUUAAUAAUUUAUUACAAUAA
Cavenderia fasciculata is the source of this 4392-nucleotide messenger RNA. Its product is annotated as histidine kinase. The transcript is spliced from 4 exons. The record is from RefSeq and is a predicted model, not a curated record. Bases 1 to 4392 code for a protein of 1463 amino acids. NCBI's taxonomy places the organism in Eukaryota, Evosea, Eumycetozoa, Acytosteliales, Cavenderiaceae.